UCGAAAAAGUAAGUUUUAUCCAUUUUAAUAUUUAGGCAGCAUGUUCCCGCUUCCGUUUCGCGCCAGGCAAUCGCCGGAGAUGAUCGCUUGCAAGAGAAUUAUCCGUAGUCUCUUCUCGAGGCGCUACAAAAAUGUGGCCUGGAUAUUUUAUGAUCGCAUCGAGGCCGGUGUGCAUAUGUUAGAUGGCUACCAUGACAUUGUGAAGGAGCCCAUGGAUCUGAGGACCAUACAAAAUCGUCUCAAUUCACAUUUCUAUACGAAUACCAUCGAUUUUGCACGCGAUGUGCGUUUAAUAUUCGGCAAUACCUAUUUGUACACAACUCCCGAUCAUGUCUGCUAUCAAAUGGCCUACGAGCUGGAGCUCAUCUUCGAGAAGAUGUUUGCCGCUGUGCCGCUGACCGAGAACUUUGUCAAAGACUACCCCUGGACGGAAUCAUCCAACUCCAGUUAUUCUCCUGGCAUGUAUGCCUCAUCCAUCAACAAUUCAUCAAUCCGUCAAUCGAGCAAUGAUGAAAGCGAUUCGGAUGCCAACAGCCAACUGGAAGAGUUGCCGCUGACUGAAGAAGAGGAUUUCGAUUUGUAUAUUCGGGUGCAGCAGCUGGAGGGUGCAAUGCUUUUGAAUGUGAUACACAUGAUCCACCAGUUGGAGGACACCAACUAUGUGAAUGCCAACAGUGAGCUGGAGCUAUAUAUACACCUCUUGAAAACCCACACAAAACGCACUCUUUUGGCCUAUCUGUCCGACAAUGGGAUAACUGACAAACGCGUCACUCGCAUGAAGAAGAACAUAUCAUUCCAGUGAACAUA
Drosophila grimshawi is the source of this 807-nucleotide messenger RNA. RefSeq names its product bromodomain-containing protein 2 (gene tbrd-3). Lineage: Eukaryota; Metazoa; Arthropoda; Insecta; Diptera; Drosophilidae. Gene Ontology annotation, biological process: regulation of DNA-templated transcription; chromatin remodeling. The transcript has a single exon. The coding region runs from base 41 to 802 and encodes 253 amino acids. The record is from RefSeq and is a predicted model, not a curated record. Gene Ontology annotation, cellular component: nucleus; chromatin.